This is a messenger RNA of Pogona vitticeps (central bearded dragon), 1070 nucleotides long. RefSeq names its product chromosome 1 C11orf58 homolog (gene C1H11orf58). The record is from RefSeq and is a predicted model, not a curated record. Lineage: Eukaryota; Metazoa; Chordata; Lepidosauria; Squamata; Agamidae.
GCCCGCUGCUGGUCAGCCGGAGCAGGACUACAACUUCCAAGAGGCAUUGCUGCCCUGAGCCGCUCCCCCUCGAGCGCGCACAUGCGCAGUGAGAAGCCUCGCUGGAGGAAGAGGAGGAGGAAGAGGAAACAGCAGCAAGGCCGGAAAGUGGAUCCUUAGGCGGGCCGCGAUCCCGGGCGGCCUGGCGCGGAAGGGCGGCAAGAUGAGCGCCACCAAGGAGUCCCAGGCCGAGCACGGCCACGGCGUGAAGCGAGCGGCUUCCCCCGAACUUGGAUCUAGCAGUUGGGAGGCAGCAGACUUGGGUAAUGAAGAAAGAAAGCAAAAGUUCUUGAGACUUAUGGGUGCUGGAAAGAAAGAACAUACUGGGCGUCUUGUUAUUGGAGAUCACAGAUCAACUUCACAUUUUAGAACAGGGGAAGAAGACAAGAAAAUGAAUGAUGAGCUUGAGACACAGUUUCAACAAAGCAUGGAUAGCACUGUGUCAGGAAGGAACCGGCGGCACUGUGGACUUGGUUUCAGUGAGCUGGAUGAAGAUAAAGAAGAACAUACAAGAGACUCCGUGGAGCCUGAAAGCUCCGAGGACUCAGAAAGUGACUCUGACUCUGAGCAAGAAGAAUCUGCAGAGCAGGAGCAGCCGGCUGAAAAGCACAGCGAUGUUGAAGACCGUCAACCCAAGAAGGAUGGAAAAAGCAACUAUAAAAUGAUGUUCGUUAAAUCCAGUGGUACAUAACUACAGAGCAAAUCAGCCUUGGAGCAAAGUAAGCCUUAUGGUUACAGUGCAAAGUAUUGGACUGCUGACAGCACAGAUCUUUCUACUAUGGUUUUAAUAAGGCCCUUUUAGAGUAAUAAUUGUGUUUGCAUUCCUAAUGCCAUGAAGCUAUUUUUAUCAGCAUGACUGUAUCCAUUUUGUUUUGUAAAGCAUAAAAAUAAAAAUGGAUGGGAAUGAACUUUAGUUCUCCAAUUACCUUUAUGUUAUUCUUCAGUCACUUCCAUGAUGGCUGUUUAACCUUCCCGAGCUUGUUAAAAUGAUUUACUGAAAUGAUUCUUGACCUCUUUAUGUGUGUGGUUUA